GUGACAAAGCAGCCAUCCAUAAAAAUGACUGCAAAAGCAAUGGCUGCAAGAAAGAAAGUACUCGCUCCCUCGACUCCGGACCCUCUGAAGGCACCUCCUUCGUAUAAAAGAGGUGUUGUCCCUAGGUACCUGCGGUCUCAGAAGAAAGAACAACAGAAAGGAGAUGAAGAGUUAUUUGAUUCCCAACAAGGAUACAUUCCUCUCCCAAAUGACACUAGGAAAGAAGUGCUUACAUUGCUCAGGAAAAGUUUUGCUGAUUUGGCUCAUCAGCUAAACAUGCUGCCACUUCGACCGCCAAACCUAGAGAUUCGAGAAAGGAGAAUGGACAUUGAGAAGCAGCUGGAUAAACUAGAAGAAGCAAUUCAAGUAUUUUCUCAGCCUGAAGUAUCUGUGAAACUUGCACUUCACAAAAGGAGUGUGAAAAGUGUUUGAAUGAAGGAGCACAGUAUUACUUACAGUUAACAGACAAUUACUGCCUGACCCAAUCAGGCGAGAAAAACUUAAGAACUGUUGCAUUUUGACAUAUCAAGUAAUCUAUUGUUCCU
Schistocerca americana (American grasshopper) is the source of this 545-nucleotide messenger RNA. RefSeq names its product enkurin domain-containing protein 1-like. The coding region runs from base 25 to 432 and encodes 135 amino acids. The transcript has 3 exons. Gene Ontology annotation, cellular component: cytoplasmic microtubule. Lineage: Eukaryota; Metazoa; Arthropoda; Insecta; Orthoptera; Acrididae. The record is from RefSeq and is a predicted model, not a curated record.